This is a messenger RNA of Paramecium tetraurelia, 2895 nucleotides long. RefSeq lists its product as uncharacterized. The transcript has a single exon. NCBI's taxonomy places the organism in Eukaryota, Ciliophora, Oligohymenophorea, Peniculida, Parameciidae. The record is from RefSeq and is a predicted model, not a curated record.
AUGGAACCUUAGGAGAAAUUCCUUUCAUCAAGAUUGAAUUUAUUAUUAAUUGAGAGUGAAACAGAAGAAUUAGAACAAACUAAUAUUAGUUUAAUUAGUGAAUCUUUAAGAAUUUAAUCCUUUGUAGAUGAACAUAUAAUCUCCACAUUGACAAUUGAAUAUUUUAGUUUUAGAUAAAUUGAAGAUUAGUUAUUCUGUAAAUUUAUAAAGACUCAAACCUAUUUUAUCACUUGUAUAAAAGUAAUCGAUUAUUAUGGAAAUCAUAGAUUGAACUAAUUAAAUGAGUAGAGUAUUAUAUCAAUUGAGCUUAAUGAAUUGAAAGGAAUUGAAUGUCACGAAUUUUUCAUCAAUUUAGAAUCACAAUUUAUAUUAAUUUGUUUUCAUAAUUUUCAUUUGCAGAUAUACUGCAUAGAUUAAGACAACAAAAUGAAUUUACUAUCAUAACAUGAAAUCAACUAAUAAUAAUAUGAAAUGUGUAAAAGGAAAUAUUUUAAAUUAGAUGAUAAUUAAUAUAUCAUAUCUUUCUAUUAAUGCAAAACUUGGGGACUGUAUAUCUAUUGGUAAUAGAAAAUUAAAGAGUUAGUAAAUGAAGAGUUAGCAAAACCUGUCUAAAUAUCAUAUUUAGAGAAUGUUUAGAUUUGUUAAUAUAGGCUUUAUUUAAUCAGUGAGUUUGGGUAUUAUUAAUUUUUGAUGACCAAGACAAGAUAAGUUGAGUUGUAAAUUUUUUUUGAGUUUCCUGCUAAUUUUAGAUAUCUUCUACUUACAUCGAAUUGCUUCUUCUAUUAUUAUGUUCACUAUAAUUAAUCAAUUAAUAAAACUGUAAUUUUUCAUAAAAGCAAUGAAUUUAUAGCUUCAUUUGAAGGUACAGAUGUAUAAAUUCGAUUGAUGGAGAGCAUCCUUUUUGCUAAAACUCACAGUCAGCUUAAAGUUAUGUACAAUUAAGAGUGCUAAUAAAUAAUUUAACUUAAUACUUCGCAUAUUAAUUUUGAUAAUAAUUAUAAUUUGAUCUAUUGGCUCGAUGAAAGUACUAAAGAACUAAUAUUUUAUAAAAUUUCAUAUCCUAGAAAUUUUGUUUAACCAACAUAAAAAUAUAUUUUCUAAGUUAAUAACUAUCAUAUUUAAAAUAGCUAGACUAAAAUUUGCUUCGAAAUGAAAUACAUAAUUGAGAAACAAUACAACAAAAUCUAAACUUUAGAUUUCAAUUAUUAAUGUUAAAAUGAAUCCUCAAUAUUCUACAGUAAAGAAGGUUUGGAAUUACCAAAUAAAUAUGAGAUAAAACUUGAUUAAAAUUUAGAUUUAAAAUUAAAUAUUUUAGAUUAAUACUCCUUUAAAUUCCUGUGUCCAAAACACUAAAAUUUUAAUCAGCAGGAUACUAUUUUACUAUAUUAUGAAGCUAAUGCUAACACAUCUUUUUCAAUGAUUCAAACUGAAGAUUACAUUUAUUUUCAAAAUUGCCAUAAUGCAUCUAAAAGCAGAGUUGAUAUCUAAAAUUGUUAGAUAUUUUAUUUUUAAAGUUAUCUACUCCUACAUAAUCAAAAUAAAUAAGAAUUCAAGCUUAUAAGCUUAUAGAGGAAAUUAAUUAAAAAAUUUAAGAUCUAAGUUGAAAUUACUGAAAUUCUUUAAUGUUAAUAAAUUAUUUUAAUAUUUACGUCAGGUGGUGAAGAUCCUAAAGUAAUUAAUAUAUAACACCAUUAAUAAAUGUUAUUGAACGAAUAAACCAAUAAAAUCUUGAAUACAAUACAUUAAAUUUAUCUCUAAAACAAGCUAAAAAAUUAGAUUUUAACACCUAAUCACUUUUUCUUUUCAUUAGAAAACCCAAAAUUGAUUUAGUAUAAUCAAUAUUUGAUAAUUUUAAUUCGUAAAAAGGUUCAAAUUUUUAGGUUAGAAAAUAUAUAGAUUAUUUUCUUAAAGGAACUACUAAACUAAUAGUUUUAAUUCUUGGGAGUACAUUAAAUCAAUAAUUAAUUAAACAGUUAUUAUUUUGAUCUUUUAGAGAUAUCAGAAGUGUAUUCCUUCAAUUUAGACAAUUAUAAAUUGAUUAGACCUAUAAAGUACUAGAUCAAUACAAGAUAUUUGGCCUUGGCCAGUUUAAGUCAAAAUAAAACUUAUAUUUUAAUAUUUGAGAUUAGACUAAGGAAACCUCUUAUGUUGGUAAAAGUUAUCCAAACAAGUAGAAUCGAAUUCUUUUUCUAAGGCCAUAAAUUAUUUUAUUAUAAUUUUGAAGAUGAAGUUAUGAUAUAUAAUUUAGAAUAUUUUGAAUUUUAAUUCUAAGAUCCAAUUGAAUAUAAUGAAAUAGCUAUAAAAACUAACGUUACUUUUUAAAUUAUUUCAGAAACGAAGAGCAACCCUGCAAUUAGUUUAGGAUUUACAUUAAAGGGUUACAAUAAAUGUUAUCAAUUGUUUUAAAAAAGUAAUCAUUCAUCUAUAGAUUCAACUUAAAAAUAAAUAAUACCUUCUAAAUAUUUUUAUGGCUCUAUAGACCGAUUAAAAAUAGAGGACAGUGAGGAAACCGAUAUUAUUGGACCAUUAAUAUUUAUUGAGUGGGUUUAUGACAAUAUUUAAGAAAGGAGAAUCAAGAAAAUUGAUAUUGGUCCCAUCAUAUAUAAUAACUAGAGCUCUAACGAAAUUUAAAGCAUAAAUAUAGUAUUAGCUGAAAAUGAUUUUGGACAAACUUUUAUUAUUCAUCCAAUAUAUCUAUUAUUUGCCAAAGUAUUACCAAUUAAUAAGUAGUAAAUAUUAAUAUUUUUUGUGGAUUAAACUAUAUCUAAAUCUUUAAAGGGAGCUCUAUAUUCGAUAAAUGAAGAAUCAUAACAUUUUAGGUAAUAACCUAUAUUUGAGAUAAACAUAACUUUGGACCAAUCGCACAAAGAAUAUCUUGUAUUAAAAACUGGAUGA